AUGUGUCUAUCUAUCGAAUACUGUGCCAAUAUAGUAAAACAGUAUGACUACGAGAAUUUUAUGGCAACUCUUCUUAUGACGAAAUCGGUGCGAUCGCCGGCACUGGUAUUGAGAGCUUUUAACGUGGAGAUAGCUCGUGUUCAGGACCAAACGUCCGAUGCACAAACUGCAGCAUUUAGGUUACAAUUCUGGCAUGAUACUGUGAAGACCAUUUAUCAAAAAGAACAAAAUAUACUAAAUGUUCCUGCUAAUCCUAUCGCACAAGAGUUAUUCAAAGUAUGUGUAUGUUAUGGUCUUCAAAAGAGGCAAUUGGAAAAACUCAUAUUAUCAAGAAGCAAUCUUUUGAAUUCAAAACACUUCAAAACCUUAGAAGAUAUUGAGAAAUAUGCUGAAGAUUCCGUAUCACCAAUAUAUUACCUACUGUUAGACAUUUUAGGUGUUGCUAAUGUAAAUGCUGACCAUGCAGCCUCACACUUGGGAAAAGCACAAGGAAUAACUAACAUAUUAAGGUCUGUCCGUAUCUCCAAUUAUCAUAAAAUGGUUACACUACCAAUGGAUAUCCUAAUGAAAUAUAGUGUAAGCCAAGAAGAUGUCCUGAGAUGCAUUGACAGUGAAAACAUGAGAAAUGUUGCUUAUGAAGUUGCGAGCAGAGCUAAUAGUCACCUGCAAAAGGCCAGAAGCAUUGAAGUUCCAACCAUUUCAAAGCAGAUAUUUUUACCUGCAAUAGCCAUAGACCAGUUUUUGUCAAAACUCCAAAAAGUUCAUUUCAAUCUAUUUGACAAUGCAUUACAUGUUAAUACUCCCACUUUACCAUUUAGAUUAUACUAUAAUAGGGUAAUUAAGAAAUUUUAGUAUUGAAAUCUCAAUUUUCAUAGCAAAUGUAGUGUCAUACCUGUAGCAGUUGUUGAUUUUUUUAUAAAUAAAUGUUAUUAAAACUGA
This is a messenger RNA of Trichoplusia ni (cabbage looper), 939 nucleotides long. Its product is annotated as NADH dehydrogenase (ubiquinone) complex I, assembly factor 6-like. Bases 1 to 852 code for a protein of 283 amino acids. Gene Ontology annotation, cellular component: mitochondrion. The record is from RefSeq and is a predicted model, not a curated record. NCBI's taxonomy places the organism in Eukaryota, Metazoa, Arthropoda, Insecta, Lepidoptera, Noctuidae. The transcript has 6 exons. Gene Ontology annotation, biological process: mitochondrial respiratory chain complex I assembly; biosynthetic process.